AUGGACAUACCCAAGUUCAACCCGCCCAGCAAGAAGGUGAACAUCGUCGACAGCCAGGAAGAGAUGCGGGAAAGGCAGGCGUCGAUCCCAGAAGGAAGAGGAGUGGAAGGAACGGCAGCAGCACCUGCAAUCCAAGAGGAGGCUGCAGAUGCUCGUCGACAUCCUGCUGAUGCCGCUGAGAUUCGGGCAGUACAUCGGGCGAUGUUACCUCGCCUCCCCAAGAGCCAGGCAAAUGUGGCUGGUUACCACCCUCGCAGUUUGCCUCUUCGAGCUUUGGUCCUCUGCCCUGUUCGUCGCUUUCGUCUUGGAUCCGAACAAGGCGGAUUUCCUGUAUACCUUGCUCAGCAUGGACCACUACUCGAACCUCCUCUUUAUCAUCGACGCCUCGCUCCGCGCCCUGGAUAA
This is a messenger RNA of Symbiodinium natans, 405 nucleotides long. Lineage: Eukaryota; Dinophyceae; Suessiales; Symbiodiniaceae. The record is from the annotation of a GenBank genome assembly.